AGAUUCGAAACUCCUCGUAAAGUCGGUCGAUUCGAAUAAUGAAUGAAUGUUCAUUUGCGAACUCGCAAAUGUUUGGUUGGCGUUCUUCUAUAUGAUGAAACAAUAAGGGAGGACAUGUGUGUGUGUCCGGCUUUUGUUUUCUUUCUUUUAACUAAAAACAGCUUGCGUGCCGGCCAGAUCCGUUGUUCGAGCCGAGGAGUUAGGUCACGAUUAGUGAUUAGUGAAUGUCUCUGCUCUGCUGCUGCUGUUAUUGGUGUAAGCGUGAGUAGUUUAGUUAGUUAGGACAGACUUGGCUUGGUCCUUGGUUGGGUGGUGGUCCUUACUGUAUUGUUGAACCCCCUUUUUUGAGUUAUAAAGAAAGAAAGAAGAAAACAAAAAAAACUACAGAGAAACGAAGAAAGAACAGAACAGAACACAAACAAUUCAGAAGAUUCUAACUAAAUGAAGAAGAAAUAUUGAAAAUUGAAGAGAAAGAGAAGAGGAAAAAGUAUCUCUACAUAUGCCUGCCCAUGACAUCAAAAAACAUUGAUGCCAACAGCAGUAGUUAUUACAGCAUUUUUAAAAAAUUUAUAUAGGCAGUUAACUCCAUAGUCUUUUAAACGAAUAGUAAUCGUACAAAGAAAUAAGAACCUUGGGUGAUAAUAAAUGAUAGCGGCCUCACAUUCGCACUAUCAUCAUCAUCAUCACCACCACCUGUGUCGACAUCAUCAUCAUCACCUCCAGCGCCGACAUCAUCAUCGUCACUGACAAUUUUAGCCCACUGCAUCUGCCAGCAGUCAGUCGGUUAGGAUUAGGAAAGUUUUGUUUAGUGUCUUUGGCCAGAUUGGAAUUUUGUAAGCACGAUGGGGGCCGACGAUAAUUUCAAGCUGUUACCAAAAAUCAUAAAUGGAGGCAUAGCGGGGAUCGUGGGAGUGACGUGUGUUUUCCCGAUCGACUUGGUGAAGACGAGACUGCAGAACCAGCAAGUUGGAAGCAAGAUGUAUGCUAACCUAUGGGACUGUGCAGUGAAAACAUUCAGGAAAGAGGGCUUCUUUGGCAUGUAUCGAGCGGGGAAAGCCCAACUGGACACGGCGGUAGGGGGUGGUGCGGGGCUGGCCCAAGUUCAGAAGCUGUCAGCCACCCGUCUUGCCAUGGGCCUCCUAAGAGAAAGGGGCAUAUUCGGGCUGUAUAAGGGUCUAGGGGCAACAUUCACCAGGGAUGUUACCUUCUCCGCCAUCUACUUUCCGCUGUUUGCUCAUCUCAAUAGCUUGGGAAAAAGACGAGAAGGAAGUUCUCAAGCAGUCUUUUAUGUUUCAUUCGCAGCUGGUUUGGCAGCCGGCAGCCUGGCUUGCUUUAUGGUAACGCCUCUGGAUGUUGUGAAGACGAGGCUGCAAACCAUCAAUAAAGCCGAAGGAGAGAAAGUACAUCGAGGAAUUGUCGACUGUCUCAUACGUACAUACAGAGAAGAGGGGUGGAGAGCCCUAUUCAAAGGCGGGGCCUGUAGAAUGCUGGUCAUCGCACCGCUCUUUGGAAUCGCCCAGACGGUCUACUACUUCGGAGUGGCUGAGGCCGUGCUUGGGAGCAUGGCGAAGUAACACAGCUUGAUCAU
Messenger RNA from Helobdella robusta, 1588 nucleotides. RefSeq lists its product as hypothetical. Gene Ontology annotation, biological process: aspartate transmembrane transport; L-glutamate transmembrane transport; malate-aspartate shuttle. The record is from RefSeq and is a predicted model, not a curated record. The transcript is spliced from 9 exons. Bases 843 to 1574 code for a protein of 243 amino acids. Gene Ontology annotation, molecular function: L-aspartate transmembrane transporter activity; L-glutamate transmembrane transporter activity. NCBI's taxonomy places the organism in Eukaryota, Metazoa, Annelida, Clitellata, Rhynchobdellida, Glossiphoniidae.